Molecule: messenger RNA, 1722 nt
Organism: Pestalotiopsis fici W106-1
Lineage: Eukaryota; Fungi; Ascomycota; Sordariomycetes; Amphisphaeriales; Sporocadaceae
Exons: 1
Coding region: 1-1722 (573 amino acids)
Biological process (GO): L-arginine biosynthetic process
Cellular component (GO): mitochondrial matrix
Molecular function (GO): L-glutamate N-acetyltransferase activity, acting on acetyl-CoA as donor; arginine binding
Source: RefSeq, a predicted model, not a curated record
AUGAACAAAUUUGUCCCUUUGCUUCAAAAGAAGGGAGCCACAGGAUUUGAACAGCAAGCCAACGUGCCAGGUUCCGACCUGGCACGGGAUCCAGCUGCGCUCAAGGCUGCUGAAACAGAAACCACAGGCGCAUCUGCCUAUAUACCACAGCCAGUCUUUGUCGCGUUGGUCAAAAUUCGAGCUCCGCAGGCCAUCGACGAUGAAACUCUGCUCGGAGUGGGAAGAAGCCUUGCGCAAUUAAAGAAGCUUGGACUGACGAGCAUUGUUGUCGUCGACUGUGAUCUACCGGAGGAGGAUGAGGUUGAAAGACGCCGAAAGACAAAUCUGCAAGCUGGUCGGCUCGCAACAGCAAUCGACAGGUACGAUGAAUUAGGUGCCCGCAUGAUACAGUCACCAAUUACCAUUGGAGAUUCUGCAGGCAAAGAUACCUCGCCGUUUACGUCCGAUGAUCUCUUUGUGGGCAACUCCAAAGAUCUCAUGGACAGUUUGCAGAGCGAGACCAUACCAAUCAUUCCAUCCAUUGGUUUCACCGAAGAUCUGUGUUCCUUCCGAUCAGUCGACCCCAACGAUGCGAUUAUCGCUCUGGCUCGACAACUAUCUGGGCUGCAAUUUCUAGGACAGCCUGCAGAAGAUGCCCAAAUCACGCGGCUCUUGAAGCUCGCAGAAGUCUACCGUGUCAUCAUUAUUGACCCUGUUGGCGGCAUACCUGCAUUGAACCAGGCUACAGGGCGGUACAUGUUCCUGAAUCUGGAGCAGGAAUAUGAGGACGUCACCAGAAACCUGGUGGUAUCAUCGCUGGAGCCUACAGCUGGUCCCAGAGAAGACAACUACUAUCACUUGAAGAAUGCAGAACUUGCAAGGAAGACAUUGUCUUUGCUCCCCCCAACCGCAUCAGCCAUCAUUACCACCCCACAAGAGGCUGCGAACAACCGAUCCACGGAUAAAGACGAUCUCGAGUGGGCAAUGGUCGGCACAAGGAGAAAGCACAACCCACUGAUUCAUAACUUGUUGACCGACAGACCUAUGCAGUCGUCAUCACUACCUUCUAAUCGCAUUCGUCAAGUAACAUCUUCGGCCGGAGUGCCAGAGCGAAUUGGUUCCCUGACCACACUCGCUAAGCGUGGCAUGCCGCUCACCAUAUUUCCUGACCCCCGAGUAGCCUCGUGGAGGCCACCGCAGCCAGGGGUGGGCGGCCUCAAGUUGACCGAUCCCAAUAUUGACCUCGGACGGCUCGUGUACCUCAUUAAUGAUUCCUUUGGCCGGGAACUAGACGUCGAGCAUUAUCUCAGACGAGUGGAGAACAACUUGGCAGGCAUCGUCAUUGCUGGUGAAUACGAAGGAGGCGCAAUCUUGACGUGGGAAAGCCCAUGUGGCCCUGAUGGCGUCGUCAACCGGGAUCCGUCUCGAAUGGUACCUUACCUCGACAAGUUUGCCGUUCUCCGAAAGAGCCAGGGUGCAGGAGGAGUGGCCGACAUUGUUUUCAAUGCCAUGGUACGAAACUGUUUCCCAGAAGGUGUCUGCUGGCGAAGCAGAAAGGACAAUCCGGUCAACAAGUGGUAUUUCGAAAGGUCCAGGGGCACGAUGAAGAUUCCGGAUAUGAACUGGACCAUGUUCUGGACAACACCAGAACUUUCGACCGACUCCCAGAAGUUCAAGGAUUAUGAGAGCGUGUGUCGUGGCAUUGAGCCGUCAUGGGCAGACAACAAGCAGAUACUGGAUUAG